AUUACAAUUCUGGAAAAAAAAACGAAGGAAAGAAAAUUCCCAAAAUUAAAAAGAAAAACUAGGGUUUUCUUCUGCCCAAUCCUAAUCCUUCUUCUCCUUCCUCCUCGGAUUAACAACACUGCCGGCUGUCGGGUAUCCCGAAUCACUUGUCUCUUCACCAACUCAUUCUCUGCUUUUCUUAAUUUCUUAAUUCAUUCCUCUGCCUAAGUCGUGAUCGAUUACAUAGCUUCACGGCUCUUCUAAUCUUCAUCACGAUUGCUAAAAAACUGAAAAUUUCCUCUGAGAUGCAAUCGAAAUCGGGGAGAGGGAACGAAGAGGAAGCCAAUCAUCACCAUGCUGAUCAGCAGCAGCAGCAGCAGCAGCCGAUGAUGUAUCCUGAGCCCUGGUGGAAGACCAACGCUUUUGGCGUUAUUCCACAAGAGCGACCUUCUGUGCUUCCGUCGAACUCCUCGUCUUUGGAUUGUCCCAAUGGUUCUGAAUCAAACGAUGUUCAUUCAGCUUCUGAAGACGGUGGUGGUGCGGGUAAUGGCGAAAACGAUGCCGCUUGGAAGGAUUCACAAGCUGUGACUUCCUCCCCUUCAGUUGACCAACAUGGAAUGGAAGGGAGUGAUCCGACACAUGUGGCGGCUUCUAUGCACGGCAUGCAUAAUCAGCAACCUGUACAACCACCAGAGCUUGUUGGACACUACGUGGCUUGUGUACCACCUAAUCCGUACCAGGAUCCAUAUUAUGCGGGAAUGAUGGGAGCAUAUGGACAUCAGCCAUUGGGUUUUCGUCCAUAUCUUGGAAUGCCUCGUGAAAGAACAGCACUCCCACUUGACAUCACACAAGAACCUGUUUAUGUGAAUGCGAAACAGUACGAGGGAAUUUUAAGGCGAAGAAAAGCUCGUGCCAAGGCCGAGCUAGAAAGGAAAGUGAUCAACAGAAAGCCAUAUCUUCAUGAGUCAAGACACAAGCACGCAAUGAGAAGGGCAAGGGCUAGUGGAGGCCGGUUUGCUAAGAAGACUGAGGCAGAAGCAGCAGCAGAGGAUGCAGCAGCAGCAGCUGGUAGAGAAAGAGAAAAAGGUUCAGCAACCAACUCAUCUGGCUCUGAACCAGUUGAAACUGACUCUAAUGAAACCCUGAACUCUUCAGGUGCACCAUAAUCAAGCCAAAAGCUCUGAGAAAAAAGGAGACACGCUUUGGCUUAUAUAUAUAUCCAUUGCCUCAAACCGGCAAAUCAUUCUUGGCUUUUGGGUUUUUUGUGUUUUGCUUACUUGUUCUUGUCUGUGUGGGUUUUGGAAGUUACAAUGUACAAAGAGUAAACCGAGUGAUGUUAGGUGCUAGAUUCUGAGACAAGAGAUGGGGGAAUAGUCAGUAGGUCUUGUUUUUAUUCUUUUUUUUUUCUUGUGGAAAAUUGGAAUAUACGUUUGUUUAAUCGUUUUGCUUUUCACAUCUGAAAGUGUUACAGAGCUGACAUUGUUGUUCGUU
Messenger RNA from Brassica oleracea var. oleracea, 1470 nucleotides. Its product is annotated as nuclear transcription factor Y subunit A-1. Lineage: Eukaryota; Viridiplantae; Streptophyta; Magnoliopsida; Brassicales; Brassicaceae. Gene Ontology annotation, biological process: regulation of transcription by RNA polymerase II. The record is from RefSeq and is a predicted model, not a curated record. Gene Ontology annotation, molecular function: RNA polymerase II cis-regulatory region sequence-specific DNA binding; DNA-binding transcription factor activity, RNA polymerase II-specific. Bases 285 to 1145 code for a protein of 286 amino acids. Gene Ontology annotation, cellular component: CCAAT-binding factor complex. The transcript has 6 exons.